This is a messenger RNA of Etheostoma cragini (Arkansas darter), 1831 nucleotides long. RefSeq names its product solute carrier family 22 member 7-like. The coding region runs from base 191 to 1798 and encodes 535 amino acids. Gene Ontology annotation, biological process: transmembrane transport. Gene Ontology annotation, cellular component: membrane. Lineage: Eukaryota; Metazoa; Chordata; Actinopteri; Perciformes; Percidae. The record is from RefSeq and is a predicted model, not a curated record. The transcript is spliced from 10 exons. Gene Ontology annotation, molecular function: transmembrane transporter activity.
AAAGUUUCAACAGAAUAGAAUGUAACAGAUUCAUGAUGGAGUAACUGUAUCACUCUUUUUUGGAAAACAAUGUUUAACUUGGUGCUGGUAAAUGUGUCUUGAUUUGACUUUUUUUAAGUCAGUGCCACCUAAAUUCAGUUCACUGCAGGAACAUUUAGCUUAUUGUGGAGUCUGAAAGUACAGGAGCAAAAUGAAAUUUGACAACAUACUUUCAGAAAUUAAUGGAUUUGGAAAAUUCCAAAUCAAGCUGGUCUUGAUUCAGAUGUUAUCUCGAAUUACUAUGCCAUGUCAUUUCCUGCUGAAUAACUUCAUGGCAGCUGUUCCCCCUCAUCACUGUAACAUCACUGCUCUGGAUGAUGGAGACAUCUUCAGGAAUUUGACUCAGGAACAGAAACUGGCUGUUGGAGUUCCGGCAGAGCAGGAUGGGACUCCGAGCUCCUGUCAAAUGUUUUCAAAGCCCCAAUAUCAACAUCUGUCAGGCUCAAACAAUAGUGAGGAUGCAUUUACUUUUCAGUGUCAGAAUGGAUGGGUGUAUGACAACAGCACAUUCAAAUCUACUUUGGCAACUGAGUGGGAUCUUGUGUGCAGCAGAAAAGGGAUGAACAAGGCAACAGCCACUAUUUUCUUCAUUGGUGUUAUGCUUGGAGCCCCUUUAUUUGGGUUUCUCAGUGACAGGUUUGGACGACGGCCGCUGCUGUUGGUGUCUUAUUUGUCGUCCCUGACUUUUGCAGUCCUGAGUGCAUUCUCUACAUCGUAUGUUAUGUUUGUCGUCUUGAGGUUUUUUACGGGGAUGUCACUCGCAGGAGUUAGUAUCAUCUCUAUUGUUCUAAAUGUUGAGUGGUUUGGCAUUGAACACAGGACCUUCUCAGGUGUAAUUAUUAGCCUGGAUUGGACACUUGGUAACUGGAUUCUGGUUGGAAUGGCAUACAGUGUUAAUCAGUGGAGGCUGCUCAUUGUGGCAGUGACCUCACCCUUGAUACUGUCCAUCAUGGCUUGGAGGUGGCUUCCAGAGUCUGCAAGGUGGCUCCUGGCAAAUGAGAAGGCAGACGCUGCUUAUCAUUACAUAAUGCAAUGUGCCAAAAUGAACAAUAGAACCAAGUGUAUGGCCACCAUCACACCAACGGAAUUAUUGGCAUCUGCACAGAGUGAAACAAAAGACAAGAAGUAUACUUUUGUGGAUCUUUUCAAGACCCCAAAUAUUAGAAAACGUUCUAUUUGCUUGGGAAUAGUAUGGUAUGGAGUUGCGUUUACAUAUUAUGGGAUAAGUCUAAAUAUCACUGGGUUUGGACUAAACCCAUACCUCACACAAUUCAUAUUUGCAUCCAUCGAAAUGCCAAUGAAGAUUGGUGUGUACUUCUUCCUGGAGAAAGUCGGCAGAAGGUCUGGCCAGACAGGAGCACUGUUGCUAACUGGUCUCUGUCUCUUCAUCAACAUGUUUGUUGCAAAAGAUAGGUGGGUCAUUCGCACUGUUGUGGCUGUCCUUGGAAAAUCCAUGUCAGAGGCCACAUUCACAAUCAUAUUCCUCUUCACAACUGAGCUCUAUCCUACAGUUGUACGACAAAAUGGUUUAGGCUACACCUCUUUUAUGGCAAGGCUUGGCGUGGCCAUAUCUCCACUUAUCAUGCUAUUGGAGGACGUGUGGCAUCUCCUCCCUACAGUCACUUUUUGCGCAAUGGCGGUUGGAUCCGGUCUAGUGGCUUACCUCCUGCCUGAAACAUUAAAUGCCAGACUGCCACAGUACAUUGAGGAUAUUGAGAAACCAAGGGCAGAAUCAACAAGGAACGAGGAGAUUCAAUAAAUAUCACAUGUAUUGAUAAUGACAUUGAUAUUU